AUGCCUGAACUGGACAACUUUGCCCCCCUGAGGGCUCCCAGAGACGACGAGCUGGGCCUAAAUGGUCCCGCAGACCCACUUCGGAUUCAGCACAGCAUCCUGGAGGAGCAGGUGGAGCUGUGGUGGUUUAGAGAUCCUGGGAAGUCUCUGCUGUGCUACUGCGUGGCCGUACUUCUGAUCCUGGGAUGCGGGCUGGGAGGCGUCGGCCUUCUGUCCACCACCACCAGCGUCUCGAGCGAAUGGCGGCUGGGGGCUGGCACGGCCCUCUGCCUGCUAGCCCUGGGAGUCCUGCUCAAACAGCUGCUCAGCUCGGCUGUGCAGGACAUGAAUUGCAUUCGAAGCCGACGGCGGAUCGACAUGCUAAAAAGUGGCGGUUUAUCAGACCUCCUCGUGGUUCUGAUUACUGGGCUGUCACUGCUGAUUUGUGGAGGGGUUCUACUUCGUCUGGCCCUGGCUAACCACAUGCCGAAGCCUGGCCAAGCCCUUAAUGACAUGUACAUCUCUGGAGUGGUUUUGCUUGCUGGAGGGGGGGCGGCGGUUGCGGGCGUCGGGAUUUACUCUGUUGUGGUGGUCCUGCUUGAACGGACAAGGCACGGACGAAGGUUGGUGGACCGGGUUUUGAAUAUCUUCACCGUUUCUGGACACAUGGACCGUCAGGCUCGCAGAGAGACCACCUCCAGUCUGGCUAAUCUCAUAUGA
This is a messenger RNA of Chelmon rostratus (copperband butterflyfish), 699 nucleotides long. Its product is annotated as transmembrane protein 125. Bases 1 to 699 code for a protein of 232 amino acids. The record is from RefSeq and is a predicted model, not a curated record. NCBI's taxonomy places the organism in Eukaryota, Metazoa, Chordata, Actinopteri, Chaetodontiformes, Chaetodontidae. The transcript has a single exon.